Messenger RNA from Petromyzon marinus (sea lamprey), 604 nucleotides. Lineage: Eukaryota; Metazoa; Chordata; Hyperoartia; Petromyzontiformes; Petromyzontidae. The record is from RefSeq and is a predicted model, not a curated record.
CAUUGUGAUCAUGUUCGUGUUCGUGAAGAUUCUCUUCUACGUGUGCUGGUACCGCUCACGCCAGCGACAACUGCACACCUACCUGGCAAACCCCGGCACCACCCAGGUGGUGAUCGUGGGCAGUCGCGCCUACCUGCACCGGAUGUGGCAGAGGAGGAGCAGCCCGGCGUUCUACAGCUGGUACCCAACGCGCGACGCCGCCGCCGCCGCCGCCGCCGCUGCCGGCGGCGGCGGCGGUCUCCCGGCACAGUCGGUGUCACCAGCACCAUCCUACUGCCACCUGGAGGUGCCUCCACCAUACGAACACGUUGCUGGUACCCAGCACGCGGAGGGCACAAAGCCCCCCCCCUACAGUGAGUGUGUGGACCUGGAGGCCAGGGCUCAGCUCCCGGCACAGCUCCCGGCACAGCUCCCGGCACAGCUCCCGGCUCACGGCGGCCGUGGCUCCACGCGGUCGGCGCCACCGCCGCCGUACACCCCACGUGACGCCGCCGUCGCCGCGGCAACCACCGCACCACAACCGCCGCGGGAUGGCCGUGGUGUCGGUGGCGGUGGUGGUGGUGGUGGUGGUGGCGGUGGUUGUGGCGGUGGUAGUCCCCCAUGA